UGUAAAUUAGAAAACGGGUGCUCCCUUGCUCUUCAAGUCUCUAACUCUAACCCGUCGUUUUCAUCCUAAAAACGCUCAAAAUCCCCAAAUUUUUCUUUUUAUUUUUGGGUCUUAUGGUUUCGAUUCCAUCGCGUUUGCGUUAAUGGACGCGGAUAUUUGCCGGUGGAUUGCGGAAUUCUUGCUGCGAAACACGGUGCAAGACCAUGCGAUCAAGAAGCUCCUCCAAGUCCUGCCGGUCUCGACCGACUCGCGCUUCAAGAAGACGGUGCUCCUACGCACGAUCCAGGCCGAUAUAUCGGACGCUUCGUUGACCGAGACGACCCUCGAUAAGCUGGAAAUGAUGGAGCAGUACGACCGGGACGACGGGAUCGAGAUCUCGGACUUGCUGAAAACGGCAUAUUGCGCCGUCGCGGUGGAGUGCGCGGUGAAACACCUGGAGGGGAGCCCCCAUGGUCUCGGGAAGUACUUCGAGGCGGUGAAGAGGGUUUUUAGGGACAGAGUCGGUGAUUUGGAGAGGUUGGGGAAGAGUGAGUUGGUUACAGGUGAGUUGAGGCGGUUGGGGGACGAAUUGGAGGCGGCAAUUGGGGACGCCAAUUUAGCGAGGAGGCUGUUGAAGGUGAAUACGAGGAACCGGGCUUUGGAAGCGGUUAGGGUUUACUUGGAGCAGGCAUGGGUGCUUCUGGAUCCUCCGUUUCUCAUGUUGGCUGCGGUGCUGACCGAGCCCUCGGCUGUUCAGACGGUGGACCGGACUGAAGGAGAGCCGGCGGCAAAGAAUGCAUCUAAUGCUGGUCAGCAUGCGAUUGAAUUAACUGGGAAGAAGAUGAACCGGGUUGAGGAAGUGGGGCUAAGGACGACUAAUUUGGAUGAAUUGGCUACAAGGAUGGUGGAUCAGGUUGAAGAGGUGGCGGUGGGUACGCCUAAUGCGGGUUUGGCUGCAAAGCCGGUGAACCAGGUUGCAAAGGUGGCUGCUGGUACGCCAAAUGUGGGUGAUUUAGCCGCGAAGCUGGUAAACGGUGUUGGAGGAGAGCUGGCGCCAGGUAAUAUGCCUAAUGCUAGUCCGGAUGUGUGUGAAUUGACUGCAAAUACCGUGAACCAGGGUGAAGAAGUGGCGGGGAAUAUACCCAAUGCCAAUGACUUGGCUGUGCAUACGGAAAAUCGGGUGGAGGGAGAGCUGGUGGUGAAUACACCCAGUGUGGACCAGGAUGUGGGCGAAUUAGGUGUGAAGGCGGCUAAUCGGGUGGCGAUGAAUACACUAAAUGGGGAUGAAUUGGCGCCAAAGACGGUCAACCAGUUUGAAGAGUUGGUGGCGAGAUUUUCAAAUCCGGGUCAGGAGUUGCGCGAAAAUGAUAGGCCUGAGUCGUGCGAUGGAGAGGAAAAAAGAUCGGUAGCUUUGCCGAGUGGAAGUUGGGGCUCCAUUAUCAGGGAUAGAGCCACUGAUGGGAGAGAGAAUGGGAUACAGCGGGGGUAUGUGCUGCCUAGGCGCAAGCCUGCUGUGUGGCAUAAACGCUCAAAAGGAGGAGUUAAGAUUACAGAUACUGAGGAAGUGGACACUAACUUAUCAUAUAGCAAAUAUGAUUCCUUGACUACCCCUGAAGUUAAUAAAGUACGAGAAGCACUUAAAUCCAGUUCUUUAGAAUUGCAAGCAGUGGUGAAGGACCCUCUUCCUGAUGCAUUGCGGUUCGCUGAAACUGUAAUUUCUGACAAGGUGACAAAAGAUAAUGAGCAUGAACCUUCUGUAGAAAAUCAGAGUGAGAGAGGCGGAGAUCCACCCAAUCCAUCUUUUAAAAAGAGCAUUGAACCUGCAGAAAUUAAUGACUGUACUUGUGAAAACCAGUCCUGCAGUCAUCAGGGCAAUGCUCCUCAACCAAGCUUAAUGGAACGGAAUAGCACUGCUCAUACCUGUGAGUGGGAGGAUUCAAUAGAGGACUCACCCGAAGGAAUGACCAAUCAUACAGGUAGACUUCACUUACCAAGCCCAAGGAGAAAGAAUGUUUUGCCUUUACAGAAGUUUGAGAAUGAAAACUUUCCUAAAAGGAGAAAAAUAAAGAGAUGGAGCUUGUUGGAGGAAGACACUUUAAGAACUGGUGUGCAGAAGUACGGUAAAGGAAACUGGAAGCUCAUCUUGAAUUGCUACCGAGAAAUUUUUGAAGAGAGGACAGAGGUUGAUCUAAAGGACAAGUGGAGGAACAUGACUCGGUCCUGACAUGUGAAGUAGUCUGCAACUUUUUUGUAUUUUGCUCAAAGUUGGUAUAUAACUUAGCAGUAGACUCCAACACAGGUUAUACAACAUCAGGGAUACCCACUUCAUCAUGCUACUUAUUUCCAAUUUGCUUGAGAUAGGUAUAUAUUCUCUGGCCC
Juglans microcarpa x Juglans regia is the source of this 2358-nucleotide messenger RNA. RefSeq lists its product as uncharacterized. Bases 143 to 2203 code for a protein of 686 amino acids. NCBI's taxonomy places the organism in Eukaryota, Viridiplantae, Streptophyta, Magnoliopsida, Fagales, Juglandaceae. The record is from RefSeq and is a predicted model, not a curated record. The transcript is spliced from 6 exons.